AUGCUCACGCAGAACUUUGAAAUAACAGGAAAGGAGGACAUCUACAGCGUUGUUCCCUGCCCUGCUUUUCUACUUUUGGAUUCCGUUGCGUACCUGGCUGACAUGACCUUUGAAGUACCCUGCAAUUGCAAACCAGAUAAUGUACACUCCGUGGUGUGGUACUACCAAAGAAACUUAGGUGGAAAGGACACGUACAUUCUUACAAGCAUUACUGCUUCCGUCGUGGACAGCAAAGGAGGACAGAUUCAGUCUGUUGCCCAUCUCUUGUAUGAUAUAAAACCUGAAGAAUCUGGACGUUAUAUCGGCAGCACUCUAGACGGGCAGUUCUUCUACGGAUACAACGUGGACAUCCAGUCAUCCAGCGACGCUCAUAUCACCUUUGCAGACAAGCAUGCAAAUCCACAGCUGGAGCUGAAGAUGAAGGACUUCACGACUUUCACUGCUUUGUGGGAAUGGUCCAAGUGUGACCGUUGUGACGUGAGAGGAGAGCAGAGGAGAUUGGGAAUGUGCUACGUUGAAAGCCCAUACAUUUUCCCACGGUACCGGGUGACUAAGGCUGAUGUGACCCCGUGUGGCUCCGAAGCUGUCCCAGCAAGAUCCGAGCUCUACCUGGCAGACAGGAAAACAGAAAUAUUAAUUAGAAGCUGUGAGAUAAUAGGACUUACUGCACUGGGCUUUUUUCUACAUAAAAUUUUAUACAUAACAUUUUAA
Spea bombifrons (plains spadefoot toad) is the source of this 711-nucleotide messenger RNA. Its product is annotated as Ig-like V-type domain-containing protein FAM187A. The record is from RefSeq and is a predicted model, not a curated record. Lineage: Eukaryota; Metazoa; Chordata; Amphibia; Anura; Pelobatidae. The transcript has 2 exons. Bases 1 to 711 code for a protein of 236 amino acids.